AUGGCGGACACCGAGCGUUUGCUGGGAAGUGAGGAUUGCCAUGCGGGUGAUGGCGUAGACCCGGCAGCUCCGACAGACAGGGCGCUUCGCAGCAGACAGGUUAGUUUUGGAGCCGCUUCGGCUGGACUUGGCGCCGCGGCAGUUGCAGCCUCCGCUGACAAUCCCGCGAGUUGGCUUGAUGCAGGUUUUUUUGUGGUCGGCAUGGCUUCUGAUAUAACAUUUAACACAUCCGUCCUUUCCGUGGAGUACUUGCGGACGCAGUUUGGUAGCAACGUCUUGGUGAUCAUCGGGCAGGCGCAGUUUUGGGGCUCGACUCUGGCAAUGCUUGCACUCUUUGCACUGGGGCUCCAAUUUCCAGCGUUGCUGGUGCAGAACAUUACUGGGCAAUCCAUGUAUUUGCUGGCUCUCAUGACCUACAUGGCGGGAGUGAACAUCUUGUUGCUGCUAUGUGCCGUUGGAACGUGGCGCUUGAGUAUUGGAUUGUUGCAGGUUUGCAUGUUUAUGAACGGGAUUGCUACCGGGGCUUCGCAAGGAUUGGGGGGAAGGCUUUCUGGUUUCAUGACGAAGUUUGGAUCUGUGCCAACCGCUGCUUCUGCACAGAUGAGCGGAGUUGGCUUUGGCAUAGCGUUUCCAACAGUUUUGCAGUUAUCGUUGAUGCCCUUCAAUGCCCCUGCGCCUGGUAUCGCUGUCGGGUCGUACUUCACCGCGUUAGUAGGCGUUGUUUGUGGAAUGGUGGGUCUCGUGUUGCUGUCGCGGACAAGUAGUUUCCGUCGUAUUGAUGAGGCCGCGCAUUUGGUAGAGGAGCCGUUCAGGAACAAUUAUAGAAAUUGGGCAACCAGAAGAUUACAUCAAGUUGCCCCGCAGUCUGCUGUUUUGGUCGCCAACUUCUCCACGGGUGUUUAUUUGGCUCUUCUCACGACUCGUCUCCCAGCGAAAGGAGCGCUUCCAUUGCCCGAUCAGCUUCCCACGCUACUUAUCGGUGUCACGAACGCUUGUGACUUUCUUGGUCGUUUUCUCACGCUCCUGUGUUUGCAGCAGGAGUCCGAGUCGAAAUUGAAACAUGCGUUGCGGAGGAUGCUUGUUGUACUGUGUGCUUUCGCGGUACGUUUUUGUAUUGCCAUUCUGUGCGUUGCGUAUGGCUUGAACAUGUGGUCUGCAGAUUCGAACGCUUUCAUCCUGUCUUUGUACGCUUGCGGGGCAGUACUCGGCGGCACGAUCACGGUUGCAACUACUCAGAGUGCGCAAACGGUAUGCAUGCGUACGUCUGGGCCAAGCAUGGAUCAGAUGAGUCCAUUGCCUUGCCCUCUAGCUGGGCAGAUCAUGUUUCUGGCGUGUAUAUUCGGCUGCCUGAUUGGCACCAUGCUUCCCUACCCCACGGCAUGA
This is a messenger RNA of Prorocentrum cordatum, 1383 nucleotides long. The record is from the annotation of a GenBank genome assembly. NCBI's taxonomy places the organism in Eukaryota, Dinophyceae, Prorocentrales, Prorocentraceae.